AUGGGACGCGACGAAACAAGAAUCUACGUCGGCAAUUUGCCUCCAGAUUGUCGUGAGAGAGAUAUUGAAGAUAUUUUUUCGAAAUAUGGAAAAAUCCGAUUUGUCGACAUAAAAGGUGGACGAGGACCUCUUUAUGCAUUCAUCGACUUCGAAGACCCACGCGAUGCCGAGGAUGCGGUCCGUGGGCGAGAUGGAUACGAUUUUGAUGGAUCGCGUAUCCGCGUUGAGUUUACGCGUGGAGUUGGACCGCGUGGUCCUGGAGGUCGACCAUUGAAUGGCGGUAGUGGCCGUGGAGGAUAUGGUGGCUAUGGUGGAGAUUUUGGUAGUAGCCGUGGACGUGGCGGACCACCUAAUCGCCGUUCCAACCACCGCGUUAUCGUAGAAGGCCUUCCACCAACUGGAUCAUGGCAGGAUCUCAAGGAUCAUAUGCGUGAGGCCGGAGAGGUUUGCUACGCCGAUGUGGCACGUGAUGGAACCGGUGUUGUGGAAUUUAUUCGUUUUGACGACAUGAAAUAUGCAGUGCGAAAAUUGGACGACACAAAGUUCCGCUCGCAUGAGGGAGAGACGGCUUAUAUUCGCGUGCGUGAAGACACCACCGCAGGCGGUGGAAGUUUCCGCGAUCGAUCCAGGUCACGCAGUCCUCGUCGAUCAUCUCCAAAGUAUAGCCCGCGUCGUUCUGUCUCUCGAUCACGAUCUCGCAGUCUUUCGCGCGACUAA
This is a messenger RNA of Ostertagia ostertagi, 717 nucleotides long. NCBI's taxonomy places the organism in Eukaryota, Metazoa, Nematoda, Chromadorea, Rhabditida, Trichostrongylidae. The record is from the annotation of a GenBank genome assembly.